AUGAAAAGCGCUAUAAUUGGAUACAUGGCCGUGGCUGUGGCCGCAGCCUCCUGUCAGUUCACUGUCGACAGCAAAAACUACGAUCUGUCCGCCAUCUCCGGCCCCAAAUCGGUCGAAUACACCAUAGAGACGCCUCCGUCGAAGCGCAAGAUGGAGUUUGUGCUCGAUCCGUGCGCGUCUCUCAAACAGGAUAAGAAGAAACCUGCGGACGAGCAGUGUCCGGAUAACACCAUUGUGUGCGGGUUGGGCUACAUCUUGCUGCCCAAGGAGAAGGAUUUCGUUCUGUCUGAGGUGAUGCCGUUCGGCAACGGUCCUGCUCCUCAGUACCAGCCUUUGAAAACAGGCCCGGAGGGAACAGAGGGCCUUUCUACAUCGUACGGAAACCCCUGGGGUAGUGAGAAACUGGAUAUCGACGUCAACUACAUCUGUUCGGAUAAGGAGGAGGGCCCCAAGCUCGAGAACGUGGGAUUGGGUCUCAACAACUACUACGAAAUCAACUGGAAGACUCCCGCAGCUUGCAUCAACGACGGAUCCAAGCCCAAGCAGCCCGUCAAGGAGCCCGGAAAGACCCCCAAUGAUGGGGACGACGCCAGCAACGGAAACCCAUCGUGGGGAUGGUUCACCUGGCUCUUCAUCAUCAUUGUACUGGGAGUGGCGGUAUACAUCAUUGGCAACGCCUGGAUCAACUAUGAUCGAUACGGCAACGCUGGUGUCGACCUUCUUCCCCAUGCCGAUUCCCUAAGAGAUGUCCCCUACCUGAUCCGAGAUCUGAUUGCCAAGGUGGUGGGUACUUUUACCGGCAGCAGUCGAACUGGUUACUCGGCCGUUUAA
This is a messenger RNA of Yarrowia lipolytica CLIB122, 831 nucleotides long. RefSeq lists its product as uncharacterized. NCBI's taxonomy places the organism in Eukaryota, Fungi, Ascomycota, Dipodascomycetes, Dipodascales. The record is from RefSeq and is a predicted model, not a curated record.